UUCGGGGCUCCGGAGGCCGCCCGGCUGGGCCGUUUGUGCAGGUGCGCGGCGCAGCUCCGUUGCCCUCCCGCGGGCGGGCGAAGCUUCACGCACCAGGAAGCGGAGGCGACCGACUGCCCGCCCUGGGCGGGGGGAGCGGGGGAGCCGCUGCAGCCGCGGGCCGGAGGGUCCCUCUCGGGGGGAGGCUGAGAGAGGAGGAGCGGGAGGAGCCUCCCGCGUCCGCUGAUGGCGAGAGAUGGAACCGAAACCUGCCCUGGCAACCCGGGGGCUGCAGGGAUCCAGGUGCCCCCAUGCAGCCUGGAAGAUGAUGAGGUUUUCCUGGGCACCGAGGCGAGGCCCAGUGCGGGUCCCUUCCGCCACUGCAGCGUGGAGGAGCUUUACGAACUGCUGGAGACGCUGGGCAGCGGACACUUCGGGGUGGUCCGGCGUUGCCGGGAACGGAGCACCGGCGUCUUCUAUGCGGCCAAAUCCGUCAAGGUGCGGAAGCGCAAGGGCAGCCGGCUGGGGCUGGACCGGGAGCAGGUGGAGCGCGAGGUCUGCAUCCUGCAGCAGCUGCAGCACCCCAACAUCAUGCACCUCUACGACGUCUUUGCCAACCAGUCCGAGAUGGUGCUGAUCCUGGAGCUCAUCCUGGGAGGUGAACUCUUUGACUUCAUUGCGGAAAAAGAGCUGCUCUCCGAGGACGAAGCCAUCGAGUUCCUGCAGCAGAUCCUGCGUGGCGUGGCCUACAUGCAUGGCCUCCGGGUCGCCCACUUCGACCUCAAGCCGGAGAACAUCAUGUUGCUGGCGAAGGACGCCCCGAAUCCCAAGAUCAAGAUCAUCGAUUUUGGGCUGGCCCAGAAGCUGGAGGAAGGGGUGGCCUACAAAAGCCUCUGUGGGACCCCCCAGUACAUCGCUCCUGAAGUGAUCAACUACGAGGCCCUGAGCACAGCCACAGACAUGUGGAGCAUUGGGGUGAUCACCUACAUCUUGCUGAGCGGGAUGUCCCCAUUCCAGGGGGAGACGGAUGAGGAGACCCUCUCCAACGUGGUCUCCGGGAAUUAUGAGUUCGAGGCCAAGUAUUUCAGCCAAACCUCGGAGAUGGCCAAGGAUUUCAUCCAGAAACUCCUGCUGAAGGAGCCCAGGGACCGAAUGACGGCCACCGAGUGUCUCCUUCAUCCCUGGAUCAAGCCCCUCACCCGGAAGCAGGCCAUGAACCGGAGCCGUUCCUCCAUCAACAUGAAAAACUUCCGUAAAUUCAACGCUCGCCGGAAGUGGAAGUUGUCCUUCCACAUGGUCUCGGCCUGCAACCGUCUCUGCCGCCUGCGGCUCCUGUGCCAGCAGCAGACGCCGGACAAGGAGGCCCUGGCCCUGCGGGACUGCGAGAGCGACCAGGAAGACCAGCCCUGCAGCCCGGGAGUCUUGCUCCGCAGGCGUCGAAGCAUCUGCUCCUGAGUUCAGCCAGCCUCCGUCCUUCUGCCCAUGCUCAGAGGCCAGGGCGACCACGUGGGAGGAAAGACCCCCCCACCGAAGGAGGCAGCGCUUGGCUCUUCUGAGUGGCCAGAAAUGGGAGCCUGCUCAGCGCAGUGUGGGGGGGGG
Molecule: messenger RNA, 1578 nt
Organism: Pseudonaja textilis
Lineage: Eukaryota; Metazoa; Chordata; Lepidosauria; Squamata; Elapidae
Source: RefSeq, a predicted model, not a curated record